AUGAAGUCCUCAUCAAAUAUUCCAACCAGUGAUCCAGCCAUCAGAAAACAGAAAAAGAAGUCCAUCGCUUGCCGGAGGUGCCAUUCACACAAAAUAAAAUGCUCUGGUGGCCAGCCGUGUCUUAAAUGUCGGCAGGCUGGCUGUCCUGCCGAAUGCCACUAUGUCAAUCGAGAUCGUCAAAUUAAAGUGCACGAGAGGCUUGGCUUUCUCCAUUGCAAGGCUAAAUCUUCCAGUUAUCUUGAGGAACUGGCCGCAGAAAACCAGCGCUUGCGUAGCCAACUAUCACAAUCACCUAGUUUCCUAACGCCAAAAGAAUAUCAAGUACAUGAUGAUGAUGUACACGAACCAGAUGCAGAUACACAUGUUCGGAACCCAAUGCUCGGUGAAAGGGCAUGGUUCCUACCAUACGACCCUUCAUUACCACCGAUUCACGUCUGUGAAGCAGCAUGCACGGCAUUCGCCACCAGGCUCCGAAAAGUUCUUACCAAGAGCGAGACCACUUCUCACAUGCCUCGGACGCAAUACACGCCAGAAGCUACGUUGAUGAGAAUACGCAAUCCCGCAAUGCAAUGGCCCAGCCUGGCCCAGGCUCGACUUCUAAUUCAAAUUGUGUUCAAUCAGGUGACGCGGGUAUAUCAUCUGGUUCUUCGCAAGUCGACCAUUGACCAGCUCGAGGAGGCCUAUCGAGAGAGUAACUUUGACGAUCCCGUAUUGUCAUGUAAAUUCUUUGCUCUCUUUGCUCUUGGAGAAGUAUAUUCUGCGCGAUCAAUCCCGAGCCUUGAAUGCAACGUCCCUGGCGUGGCCUAUUAUGUGAAUGCGAUGACAAUGAUACCUAUCUUGCCGGAACGGCCGAGCCUGGCACAUAUUGAAUCGCUUUUACUUUUGUCGCUCUAUUCGUUCUUCUUGAACCGACGCCAUUCGGCAUUUCUGUUGGUCGGCAGCGCCAUGCGUCUCGGGUUGACUGUGGGUCUGAAUCACAACAUCCCAGAAAGCAAGUGCCCAGACCCCGUGCAGCGUCAGCAUCGGACCAGACUAUGGUGGGCAAUAUAUGUAUUCGACCGAAUGUACGGCUCGAAGGUCGGCUGGCCGAUUCAAAUUUCCGACGCAGACAUCUACGUUGACAUGCCAUCGAAUGUGCCUGGCGAUAUCCAUAACGAUCAUACCCCCGACACUGAAUUUCUCGUCGCUAGUAUUGAGUUGGCCAAGAUCACUGGUCAGGUCAUUGAUCGUGUGUACAGCCGAAAAGUGUUCGCGGAGUCCUUCCUGCAGCGGGAGCAAAAGCUGCUCAUCUCUCUCAAGGAGUGGAGUUGUGCUCUUCCCCACAACUUCGGCUCAGCCGCGACGUGUAUAAUGCUAGCCAGUCGGCCGGUCCUUCUGCACGCGCUGAUCCAACCUACAUCCCCAGAGUCCAUUGCAGAGGACAGUUCCCAGACGAACAUCCGCCAGACUCUAAAAACACUCAGUGAUGCGUGUAUUCACGCUGCAAGACAUACCCACUCGCUGAUCGUGGAAGAAUGGACCAACGGAUCAGUCCCAAUCUUCGGAUAUUUCUAUGCUCACUAUCUCUUUUCUUCGGCACUGAUAAUGGUUAUUUCAAGUCUGGUAUACCCCGAGAAUAGCAAUGACUUUGCAUUUUUUGAGGCAGCUUUCGAAAUUCUACGGGCGAUGAGCAGCCACGGGAAUCUCGCUGCGACCGAAUUCUAUGAUAACUUAGAAUGCGUCAAGCUGUGCUUGAAUGGGAGAAGAGGGUCAGAAGGCGGCCAUCUCCAGAAUGAGUCAUCUCGAGUUGCAGAGAGUUCGACUGACUCUCUUGCUGUCCUUGCCCCUAACCAGCUGGGGCUUUUGGGGAAUACCGCUGCCUCUGGCAUGAAUGAAUCCUCUGCCCCGACAAACCCUACGAACGAUAUGGCGUUUCUAGGAGAGAGCAUGGAAGAGUUUCUAGCCCAGCCGGACGCCGACUUUGACUUGGUCGACCCCUCGCUUACCGAUUCGGUAUACUCGUGGUCAAACCUUUCUUUGUGGACCGCAUGA
This is a messenger RNA of Penicillium mononematosum, 2031 nucleotides long. RefSeq names its product Zn(II)2Cys6 transcription factor. The coding region runs from base 1 to 2031 and encodes 676 amino acids. The transcript has 6 exons. Gene Ontology annotation, molecular function: sequence-specific DNA binding; DNA-binding transcription factor activity, RNA polymerase II-specific; zinc ion binding. Gene Ontology annotation, biological process: DNA-templated transcription; positive regulation of transcription by RNA polymerase II. Gene Ontology annotation, cellular component: nucleus. The record is from RefSeq and is a predicted model, not a curated record. Lineage: Eukaryota; Fungi; Ascomycota; Eurotiomycetes; Eurotiales; Aspergillaceae.